GUGAUGUUGUGAUGUGACUGCGGAGUUUCCGCCAGCGGCUCUAAAGUUUGUAUAUGAGACGGUAGGUUGAAGGCAAAGCAUGUCGCUAUAUAAUCAGGCAUGGCAGGGGUCAACCUACAUCUUAACGGCUCCCUUGGCUGCGUCUUCGUAGGGAUCCUAUUCGCUCUCUUGCUAUAUGGUAUUACUUGUGCUCAAACAUUGUACUAUGCAUGGCAUUACAGGGACAAUAAAAUUACCUUGAAGGUCCUGGUAGCGGUUCUAUGGAUGCUGGAUACGGCCAGAACGUGUUUUGAUUCACAGUUCCUCUGGUAUUAUUUCAUCAAAAAUCGAGCCAAUCCGUAUGGACUUGAGACCAUUGCGAAUACGUUUCCAGUGGAAUACAUUCUUGCAGACCUUGCUAUUGUCCUUGUGCAAUGCUUUUUCAUGUACAACAUCUGGAAAUUAUUAGCGGGCAAAUGGUACAGGAUUCCCUUAUCUGCGAGCGCACUCUUGCUUUCAUUAAUGUCACUUGCGGGUGGCCUCGGUGUAGUUUACAAAGAGCAACAUGACUCGAAGUUCCAGGGAACCAUUGGAUCGUCCACGGCUGAGGCGACCGUCAACAGUGUGUGCGCCUUCGUCACGGAUGUCUACAUCACCGUAACUCUCUGUUUGGUGCUGCGGGGACAGAGUUCCGAGAUCAAACGUACACAGCAAAUGCUCUCCAAGCUGACUAUCUAUGCAAUCAAUCGAGGAGUCCUUACUUCUGUGGUACAGAUGCUGGUAUUCAUUCAAUACAAAAACAAGGGGAAAUCGCUGCUAGCGGAGUUGUUCCACGCGCCGUCAAGCACACUAUACGUGAACACGUUCCUUGCCAUCUUGGACGUUCGCCAGCAUCUCAAUAAGGGUGACGUUGCCUUCACUGAAUCCGUCUUCGACGGCGUGCAAGCUACGCAUAACCCGCCGAGCUCUGACCUUGAAGGGUGAUAUCACUUCUUUAUAAUUUGUGGUGAUCAUCUGCGGCCUCAUGUAUGUUGAGCCCGGACAAGAGCGCGAUGCUGUCUUCGUGCUUCAUGCUCUUCACGGCCUGUUAUGUGCUUCGUGUCCAUGUUGAUGGUUAUGCAGGAUCUCGCCAAACCAUCAUUUCAUCUAUUUUGAACUGUUGAUGAUAUUUUGAUACGACUCCAGACUCGUAUAUGUAUUCUACCGGGGAAAGUCAUGUCUGAC
Messenger RNA from Laetiporus sulphureus 93-53, 1203 nucleotides. RefSeq lists its product as uncharacterized. The coding region runs from base 100 to 963 and encodes 287 amino acids. NCBI's taxonomy places the organism in Eukaryota, Fungi, Basidiomycota, Agaricomycetes, Polyporales, Laetiporaceae. The transcript is spliced from 20 exons. The record is from RefSeq and is a predicted model, not a curated record.